Messenger RNA from Myotis brandtii (Brandt's bat), 673 nucleotides. RefSeq names its product guanine deaminase-like. Gene Ontology annotation, cellular component: cytosol. The transcript is spliced from 4 exons. Lineage: Eukaryota; Metazoa; Chordata; Mammalia; Chiroptera; Vespertilionidae. The record is from RefSeq and is a predicted model, not a curated record. The annotation marks the transcript as partial. Gene Ontology annotation, molecular function: zinc ion binding; guanine deaminase activity. Gene Ontology annotation, biological process: guanine metabolic process.
GCUCAGCAGCGGCUUACUCAAUGUGCUAGAAGUGCUGAAACACGACGUGAAAAUAGGGCUGGGCACAGAUGUGGCUGGUGGUUAUUCACCUUCCAUGCUGGAUGCAAUCAGAAGAGCAGUGAUGGUUUCCAGUACCCUUGUAAUUACUCAGAUAAAUGAGAGAAGCCUCACCCUCAAAGAGGUAUUCAGACUAGCGACUCUCGGAGGCAGCCAAGCCCUGGGGCUUGACAAAGAAAUUGGAAACUUUGAAGUGGGCAAGGAAUUUGAUGCCCUCUUGAUCAACCUCAAAGCAUGUGAUUCUCCCAUUGACCUGUUUUCUGGGGAUUUUGAUGAUAAUUCUGACGCUUUUAUCCAGAAGUUUCUCUAUCUAGGUAAGUAGAAAUAUGUCUCUAUGCUAAAUAAAAUCUUUCUUUGUCUCUAUCUUGGGUAUGACUCUCUGCAUUUAUGAUACCACAUGUAAAACCCUAUGUGUGAUCAUUUGCUUUGGUUUUUUAAAAACAUUUCUCAGCAUAGAGUCCAUUUGUGGCACAAUAUUUAAAGACACAAUGUGAAAUUGGCAUGCUCCUCUAGAACAUACAGUCAUAAAUCCUAAUCUGAGGAGUGGCAGGCCCAGGGGAUGGCUAAUCAUGCCUCUUCCCCCUACACUCAUUCUCUAUCCCGAGCUGCCCUACCA